Messenger RNA from Mangifera indica (mango), 1427 nucleotides. RefSeq names its product malate dehydrogenase. Gene Ontology annotation, molecular function: L-malate dehydrogenase (NAD+) activity. Bases 161 to 1159 code for a protein of 332 amino acids. Lineage: Eukaryota; Viridiplantae; Streptophyta; Magnoliopsida; Sapindales; Anacardiaceae. Gene Ontology annotation, biological process: tricarboxylic acid cycle; malate metabolic process; oxaloacetate metabolic process. The transcript is spliced from 7 exons. The record is from RefSeq and is a predicted model, not a curated record.
UCUACGCGCACACUCCCACGCGCACUUUAAUUUAAGACACCGUGCCCGCCGUGCAUCUCUAUAAAUAUCUCCGAUUCAUCCUCCGCUGUCACUAUUCACAUCUCUCACUCUCACUUGACUAUCUCGAAACUUCGUUGACAUUGCUCUGAGAUCUAAAACAAUGGCCAAGGAGCCAGUUCGCGUUCUUGUUACCGGAGCCGCUGGUCAAAUUGGAUAUGCGAUAGUUCCCAUGAUUGCCAGGGGAGUGAUGCUUGGAACUGACCAGCCAGUAAUUCUUCACAUGCUUGAUAUCCCACCUGCAGCAGAGGCAUUGAAUGGAGUGAAGAUGGAGUUGAUUGAUGCUGCAUUCCCUCUUCUUAAAGGUGUUGUUGCCACAACUGAUGUUGUUGAGGCAUGCACUGGAGUCAAUAUCGCAAUCAUGGUUGGUGGCUUCCCUAGGAAAGAAGGCAUGGAGAGGAAAGAUGUGAUGUCAAAGAACGUCUCAAUCUACAAAGCACAGGCCUCUGCUUUGGAAAAGCAUGCUGCUGCAAACUGCAAGGUUUUAGUUGUUGCAAAUCCAGCAAACACCAACGCAUUGAUUUUGAAGGAGUUUGCACCCUCUAUCCCGGAGAAGAAUAUUACUUGCUUGACCAGACUGGAUCAUAACAGGGCAUUGGGUCAAAUCUCUGAGAGACUGAAUGUUCAGGUAUCUGAUGUCAAGAAUGUGAUCAUCUGGGGGAACCAUUCAUCAACUCAGUACCCUGAUGUUAACCAUGCAACUGUCAAGACUCCAUCUGGCGAAAAGCCUGUCCGUGGGCUUGUCAAAGACGAUACAUGGUUGAAUGGAGAAUUCAUCACCACUGUCCAGCAACGUGGUGCUGCAAUCAUCAAAGCCAGAAAGCUCUCAAGUGCCCUGUCUGCUGCCAGCUCUGCUUGUGACCACAUUCGCGAUUGGGUCCUUGGAACACCCAAGGGCACUUGGGUCUCCAUGGGGGUUUACUCUGAUGGUUUAUACAAUGUACCAGCUGGACUCAUUUACUCCUUCCCAGUAACCUGUCAGAAUGGAGAAUGGACAGUUGUUCAAGGACUUAAAAUUGAUGAGUUCUCAAGGAAGAAGUUAGACGAUACAGCAGCAGAGCUGUCUGAGGAGAAGGCUUUAGCAUACUCAUGUCUCUCAUAAAUGCCAGUUUCCCUGUAAUGGUCUGUUACUGGUAAGAGUUCCCUCUCCCUUUGUAUCUGCGUAGAAGUAGCUACAAAUUUUAAUGAAGAUACAAUUGAUAAGAUGAGUAGCAACUGGUAAUGUUAGAGAAGCUGUAUCUUUGUAUCUCCACAUCGUGUGCCAUUAAAUAUAGGGAUUUUGAAUUUUCAGCCCUUGUCCUGGAUUUGAGAUUCUGACUUCUUAGAUGUAUUAUCAGGCCAUUGUGAUUUAUUCAUGUGAAUUGUUAUCA